Molecule: messenger RNA, 2165 nt
Organism: Bufo gargarizans (Asiatic toad)
Lineage: Eukaryota; Metazoa; Chordata; Amphibia; Anura; Bufonidae
Product: P2Y purinoceptor 4-like
Exons: 2
Coding region: 230-1297 (355 amino acids)
Biological process (GO): G protein-coupled receptor signaling pathway
Cellular component (GO): plasma membrane
Molecular function (GO): G protein-coupled receptor activity
Source: RefSeq, a predicted model, not a curated record
GCAAGAGUCGGAGGAGAACGCGUUGGGCAAACAGGAGGAGGAGGCUGGAGAUAAAGCUCGAUACCUGGAGAGGAGCAGAGAUAAUACAGUCAUUGCUUCCAGUGAUGCUGCUCCUGUUGACCUGAACUCGCCUUUACCAAAGACAAUGACCAUGCAGAUCUUCUUCAAUUCUUCAACACUAACACUGUGAUGGUGGGACCUCCCUAAUUCUGUAAACACCCCCUACAGUAUGCCCUCCACUUCCUUCACCCCUAUUUUUAACUCCUCAACCCCCACCUCAUCCUCAGGUUCGUCAUGCCAACUGGAUGAGUCCUACAAGCACAUCUUCUUACCAACCUGCUACCUCAUCACCUUCCUGCUCAGCUUGAUUUUGAACUCCACAGUACUCACACGAUGCCUACGACGACCUUGGAACCCAUCAUUGGUCUAUAUGUUUAAUCUGGCACUCAGUGACCUCAUGUACAGUUUGUCCUUACCCUUCCUUAUUGCCAAUUACAUCUCCCGUGACCGCUGGUUGUUUGGAGACCCUAUGUGCCGCCUAGUUCGGUUCCUCUUCUACUUCAACCUUUACUGCAGCAUCUUCUUCUUGACAUGUAUCUCGUUCCACCGCUAUCUUGGCAUCUGCCAUCCUAUGCGUUCCAUGAGGUUAGAAACAAUGCGUUGGGUGAGGGCAACCUGUCUACUGGUUUGGGCUGUGGUAUUUGCCAUGACCUUUCCUAUACUUCUGUUUGCUCGUACUGGACCUCUUGAAGGCCCUGAAGAUAUAGUGACCUGUUGGGAUGAUGCCCUUGAUGCAGACCUUCAACGUUACAUGCCAUAUGGACUUUUUCUACAUGCAGCAGGCUUUUUCUUGCCCUUCUCAUUGACUGCCUGGUGCUACUCAAGAGUGGUACGCACACUCUGCCGGACUCUACGUGGAGGUGCUGUACCAGGGCCUGUGCCAGGUGUGACCCAAAGACGCAAAUCCAUUCGGACCAUUGUCACCAUCACCCUUCUGUUUGCUCUUUGCUUCCUACCUUUCCAUAUCACCCGUACCAUUUUCCUGACAAUGCGGGCUGGUGGCAUGGCUUUAGGUGGAUGUCGUGCCUUGGGAGUGGUGGCCGUCUGCUACAAAGUAACCCGGCCUCUGGCCAGCGCCAAUGCUUUUCUCAAUGCCCUGCUGUAUUUCCUGACCAAGGAGCCCUGGGGUAGAGCCCUGAGGGGUAAAAAAGAGAAAGCGCAAAUGGGUAAGAUGGACAAAAAGAGACCCACUAAAAAUGGACAACCAUGGAGUAAUUUCUACCCACAAUUACCUUGAAGAUCUCACAGGAACCGAUGGAAAGAAGCAAUUUUUUUCCAAGAUUGUGAACUCGAGUUUUUGAGUUAUCAGCUUCUGGUGGAAAUCUGGAUGACAACCAAUAUGGCCACCAUUACAGUUGUCACAGUGGUUGUUUACUCUAUUCACCAAGGGUCCUGACUGGGAAUGUCCCAGGCCCAUAGCUGCAGGGUUAGCAGUCGCUCCAGUCCCUAGUGCCUGAUGGGGGCCCAAAGGUCCUUGCCAAAUAAGACACUAGCAUUAGAAAUGGCAUAUGGCAGGUGGGGGCCCUAUUUAAGAUUACCCACUGGGGCCCAGGAGUGUGCCACAAGAUAAUUAUAUAAAGUUUGCCACUUAAGUCUACCAACUGCGGUGGUACCUGUGCUGUGGCCAAGUUGGUUGUCACCAAGAUGUCAAGAUGACAAGUGGACUGAAUAGAAUUUUUGGGAAACUCAAGGAAUUAUUAACUUUUUUGGGGGGACGGGAGGGGUCUGUUUUUAACUAUAUUAUACAAUUAUUUAUCACAAUGGGCUGAAGCUAAAGACAUGCCAUAUAUCCCACACUAAUGGGAGAGCAGUGGCAAGACGUUGUGCACAGCACGGCCCAUAACUUUUUAUAGACAAGGACAGAAUCUACUAAGAAACAGGCAAAAAUAGCUUCCGAUGGAAAACAAGAUGUGUUUUCUAUGUACAGAAAAGCAUGAGGAACGAUAUAAUAUAUAUAUAAUAUUUUACAAUCUUCUACGUUUUUCAUUACAACAUGAGCACUAGGUGGCGCUUUUAACUAUCAUUUGUAUUUAAGCAAUGCAAAAUAUACAGGGAAAUGGGAAUCUCUGUGUCAAAUUGUUUGUGUUUUGCUAAAUAAAGUUCUC